Messenger RNA from Zychaea mexicana, 423 nucleotides. RefSeq lists its product as uncharacterized. The record is from RefSeq and is a predicted model, not a curated record. Lineage: Eukaryota; Fungi; Mucoromycota; Mucoromycetes; Mucorales; Lichtheimiaceae. The annotation marks the transcript as partial. The transcript has 2 exons.
GAAUUCCAAGCAUGGCUACUAGAGGUCAAGAAAGCCAACAUUGAAACGUUGCCACAAUCUGACAGAAAGAAGCUAUUUAUCGAUUUCAUGGAUGAUUACAAUACGGCAACCAUGCCUCAUGAAAAAUUCUACAACUUGGCACGAUGGGAAGCGCGUCAACAGGCACUGCGGAUGGGAGAAAAGGUCCCGGACGAUGCUUCUGGCUCGGUCAAUUUGUUACGCGACGAAGAAAUCCUCAGACAACAACAUCGCCAAGCAGCUGCCCGUGCUGCUUCCAGCCAACCCUCGUUGCAAUUGUCAAAGGAACAGUUGGACGAGCUGACCAAAGUCAACCGCGAACGUGUUCAAGCGGAUCGUAUGCGCAAAUUGGGCAUGACACCGAAAGAAAGCAUGGGUGUUCGUUAUCAGUACGAGUAUGACUAA